Molecule: messenger RNA, 309 nt
Organism: Cladophialophora carrionii CBS 160.54
Lineage: Eukaryota; Fungi; Ascomycota; Eurotiomycetes; Chaetothyriales; Herpotrichiellaceae
Exons: 3
Coding region: 1-309 (102 amino acids)
Biological process (GO): negative regulation of ATP-dependent activity
Cellular component (GO): mitochondrion
Molecular function (GO): ATPase inhibitor activity
Source: RefSeq, a predicted model, not a curated record
AUGCCCAGGAUUUGCGCCACCAGGAUCAGGACGCCGCAAUUCUGUCAGUCUCAAACCUUUGUGACUUCAAGGCCAUUCCUGAGUGCAGGCGACACUGGCGCAGUACGGCAAGGCGGUGUAGCGGCAAGUGAUAGCUUUAAUCGCCGCGAACAGGUGCUGGAGAAUAUGUACUUUAAGCAGCACGAGAUGGAGAAUAUUCGGAAAAUCAGAGAAAAGCUGGCAAGCCAGCGGAAACAACUAGACGAAGUCGAGAGCCAUCUGGAUGAGAUGGAAAAGGCCGCGACUCAGUCACAACAGACAAAGCUGUAA